AUGUGGGAGAGCGUGCUAGCAUAUGUGCAGGAACCCUCCGAUAUACUACACGUCAUGCAGACAUGUCGACGUCUCUUUUCUGCUGGUCUCGGGCAACUUUACGAGCAUAUCAAGUGGCAGAACACUAGACGCUUGGAACAGAACCUUAUGGCAUGGCAGCUGCUGGAAUCUCGCGAUUUCAAAUCCCAGCUGUUCACUAUACCACGCAGCCUCACCAUAGCUAAUUACAGACCCCUUACUCCGCCCCGCUUGUUCCUGGAAGAAGGGGAAGCGAAAACUACAUCCACCAUAACUAGUCCUACGAUUUCCAGCAUCGCUCACCGCAUCUCUACCUUCACGAACCUCUCAUCAGUCGUGUUAUUCACAUCAGCUAUCCCCGAGGAAGUGUACCUCGCAAUACUCAAUGUCCCACAUCUUCUGCGCCUCCAUAUAGAAGACUGCGUGCUUCCUCGUCUCCCGAUAUCAACUCGCCACCUCUUCUUCGGCCUCCACAUUCAAGAACUCGUGCUGCGUGGUCUGCGCUCCGAAGGUCGUCCGGACAUGCGUUUUGAUCACCUCUCGCCACUGUUCUUAUCUACAGCUCCUGAACUGCGUUCGCUCGAAGUUGACUGGACUCUAGAGGCGGCCGCGUUCCUCGUACACCACUCCCCAUAUGAUCAACAUCCCUUCUCCUUAUCACCCAGCCUCCAAUCCGUCAAGAUUAUCAUGCCGAUCGAGGCUUCGCUUCCUGAGGACCCAGACGACCUCUAUUUGGUAUACGUCGCGCCUCUUAUACAGUUCAUGCAAGAUACCGCAUCCAUCACCCACUUAAGCAUCGUCAACAAGCUCCCCAACUUCCUAGUGCCCAACGAUAUCCUUCCAAACCUUAGAUCCUUCAGCGGACCAACUAGCUUAUUCUCUAAGUUACCUAGACGGGAGCUGAGCCAUCUGCAGCUCACCGAUCCCUUGUCUCCAGCUCAGUUCGCCGUCUUAGAAGCCCUCCCGGCGGCGUACCCUAACUUAUGCUCCCUCGAGUUUGUUUUUCAUCAUUGGAGUCCGGGCAUUCUGCGAUUGGCAAAGAGCCUUCUGCUUCCCGGCCUCUCUGAUAUAUCAAUCGCGACCGGAUCUUGCGAGGCGUCGGAGGAUGUCUUCGAAGACGGGAAGCGACCCCUACACCCCCUCGUCUUCACACGUUGCGCAUCUCACAUGAUGACGACGUUCAUCAGCUCCCUUCGAGCUCAGUUCUCAGUUCUUUUGAACUCCCACCCUAGUCCCAACCUACUUGAUUAA
Messenger RNA from Pleurotus ostreatus (oyster mushroom), 1269 nucleotides. RefSeq lists its product as uncharacterized. The record is from RefSeq and is a predicted model, not a curated record. The transcript is spliced from 2 exons. Lineage: Eukaryota; Fungi; Basidiomycota; Agaricomycetes; Agaricales; Pleurotaceae. Bases 1 to 1269 code for a protein of 422 amino acids.